This is a messenger RNA of Pogonomyrmex barbatus (red harvester ant), 1050 nucleotides long. Its product is annotated as lipase member H-like. The record is from RefSeq and is a predicted model, not a curated record. Gene Ontology annotation, biological process: lipid catabolic process. Gene Ontology annotation, molecular function: lipase activity; serine hydrolase activity. NCBI's taxonomy places the organism in Eukaryota, Metazoa, Arthropoda, Insecta, Hymenoptera, Formicidae.
AAAACGUGGUUUCCGCAAUCUCCAUAAAUACCUUCCGAAAUGUUAUCAUCGGUACAUUUUUACGUUAUACUAUUUUUUGUGACCAGGAUAAUGCACAGCCAGUCGUUGUGUUCUUGUAAUCAAACUGAUUUAAAUUUUGCGACUGGUAUCAAUCUGCUCUAUUAUAAAUGCAAUAAUGAAACUUCUGCAACGAUCGCCUAUCCCAUCACAGUGCCACAAAUGUUGCUAAAUGUAUUGGACAAAAAUAAACGGACAAUUUUUUACAUUUACGGAUACUUGCAAUAUCCGGAGGAUCCAAAUGUUCAGUUAAUGAUGAAAGGACUUUGUUACGGAAAAACAGACAAUGUUGUGUUACUCGAUUGGAGUAAAUACUCUAGAGACAAAUAUACAACCAGUUUCAAAAAUGCUGAAAAAGUAGGUAGUUUAUUUGCUCGAAGUAUACGACUGCUUAUGGAGAGCGGCCUUGACGUAUCGAAAAUUUACAUCGUUUCACACUCCUUAGGUGCUCACAUAGCUGGUUUUGCUGGUAAAUGCAACGACUUUCAAAUACCUCGCAUUACAGCAUUAGAUCCUGCGAAUCCUAUUUUUUAUCCUCCCGGGUGCUAUCUUACACGAAACGAUGCGUCAUGGGUGGAUGUUAUUCACACAGACCGGGGUGGAUAUGGCACCCCAACAUCUAUGGGAACAGCGGAUUAUUACGUGAACGGUGGUACUCGUCCUCAACCCGAUUGCAUAUUCCUUGGUUUACCAUUAAGCGAUGCCGAUUUAUGCAGUCAUCAGAGAUCAGUCAUGCUAUACGUAAAGUCGAAACUCCAACCUACCAAAUUUACCGCAGCUGAGUGUUCUUCCUAUUUUCAUUAUAUAUUAAAUAAUUGUCCUAGAAUUAGGCAAAUUAGUAUUGGAUACACAGCAACAAAUAUACGCGGAUCAUUUUAUCUUAAUAUACAACAUUAUUAGUACGAUCCAGUUAUACUGUUACUAUUCAAUGUACUAUUCAAUGUAUUAGUCAAAGUGUGAAAAUAUAAUAAAAUCACAAUAAUUUUAUGUUUG